CCCAGUCUAAUGCUGUCUCUAUAUGCUCCAGUUUAAAGAAACAAACCAGUACUUCAUGAUGAACACCAUGGAGCCCAGCCUGAGUAUCGACUACAUGGACAAUCUGACCCUCAAUGUGACGCCCAGUGACAUGAACAUGACGAGCAUCACCCAGAUCAUCAUCCCUCAGGAACUGUUCCUGAUGCUGGGCUUGAUAAGCCUGGUGGAGAACAUUCUGGUCGUUGCAGCCAUCAUCAAGAACAGAAACCUGCAUUCUCCGAUGUACUAUUUCAUCUGCUGCCUCGCCGUGUCUGACAUGCUAGUCAGCGUGAGCAACGUGGUGGAGACGAUGUUCAUGCUGCUCACGGACCACGGCCUUCUGAGUGUGACGGCAAGGAUGCUGCGCCACCUGGACAACGUCAUUGACAUCAUGAUCUGCAGCUCUGUGGUGUCUUCGUUGUCCUUCCUGUGCACCAUUGCAGCAGAUCGCUACAUCACUAUCUUCUAUGCCCUGCGUUACCACAGCAUAAUGACCACGCAGCGUGCCGUCACCAUCAUCGUGAUCGUUUGGCUGACCAGCGUCACCUCCAGCUCGCUGUUUAUCAUCUACCACACUGACAACGCGGUCAUCGCCUGCCUUGUGACCUUCUUUGGUGUCACACUGGUUUUCACAGCAGUGCUCUAUUUGCACAUGUUCAUCUUGGCGCAUGGGCACUCCAAGCGCAUCAUGGCACUCGAUAAAAAACGGCGCCAGGCUACUAGUAUGAAAGGUGCCAUCACGUUGACCAUCCUGUUGGGGGUUUUCAUCAUUUGUUGGGGUCCAUUCUUUCUCCACCUGAUCCUAAUCCUGACGUGUCCAACAAACCCUUAUUGCAUGUGCUACUUCAGCCAUUUUAACCUCUUCUUAAUCCUCAUUAUAUGCAACUCUCUUAUAGACCCUUUGAUUUAUGCAUAUCGGAGUCAAGAACUGCGAAAGACACUUAAGGAAAUUGUUCUGUGCUCUUGGUGCUUUGCUGUGUAAGAUUCAUUGAGAGAGAAAAAAACAGACUGGACAGUUUACACCUAUAAAAGCCGAGAAUAUGACGGAUAGACAUUUGACUGAUAAAUUUCAUUACGGCCUUCGUUAUUGAUUUAUUUCAAGGAAUAAAAGAAUGCACAUAAGCAAACUGGACUGAAGUAAAAGGACCCUUUGGCUGUUAGAGAACAUGGUGUUCCAGUGACGAUGGCAUAAAUACCGAAGGUUGGAUUCUUACAGUUCAGCAUCAGCUCUGAUUAAAUAUAACAAAUUGAGUUGAUUUUUAACCCUUUGAUGCAAAACAUGGGUCAAAAGUGACCCGGCUGGGUUUUUAUCUUCUAUAUCUUUGCAAUAAAUUAAUUCCAUCAUUCAGUAUUCAAGGUAUUCCUCAAUUAACUUGUUUUUGAUCAUCAUGCAUCCUUAUUUUAUUUUUUCCUUUCUUACUUUUUGAAUAAAAACCCUUUUUGUAUCA
Messenger RNA from Neoarius graeffei (lesser salmon catfish), 1466 nucleotides. RefSeq names its product melanocortin 1 receptor (gene mc1r). The record is from RefSeq and is a predicted model, not a curated record. Gene Ontology annotation, biological process: G protein-coupled receptor signaling pathway. Gene Ontology annotation, cellular component: membrane. Lineage: Eukaryota; Metazoa; Chordata; Actinopteri; Siluriformes; Ariidae. Gene Ontology annotation, molecular function: melanocyte-stimulating hormone receptor activity. The transcript has a single exon. Bases 23 to 1000 code for a protein of 325 amino acids.